AUGCAGUCUACAGCAUCGCUCCCCUGGGCACGCCCACCCAGUCCAACCUUCUCAACGACCACGACGGGGUCCAAGGUCAACUUGACCGAAGCGCACACGCUCAUAUCUCGAAAGGACCUGCGUGCGAGUAUAGCAUGCUUUGAGGAUCUCAUGGCUGCGGCCAAGGCGUACCGUAACGCCCUAUUGGCAAUGUCGAGCGCAACUGCGGCGUUUGCGUCGGCCAUGGAGGCGUGCUCGCGCAUCAAGGGAUGCCGGGGGGCAAACGCAGCUCUGGCGGGCGGUGCGGGUCUGCAGUACCUCAUCUCCAACCACGAGCAGUUGCUUGCCGACACGGUGUAUCGCCAGUUUGAGAUUCCGCUCCUCGAGGCUCUUGACAACUACAAGCUUCUGACGGCCGACCGGCUGGCGUCGUACGAAAAGGCAUUGCACGCGCAGAGCGACAAGAUUCGCAGGACCGAGUCGGACAACAUGAAGAUCGGUCGGCGGCGUAAACGUGACCUUCAACAGUUCCGCGACGCUCUCGCCGAGCUGCAGAGGCAGGUGGACGAGCUCGAUGCUAUCAAGCUCGGUUACCACGAGGAGGUGCUCGACGCCGAGGAGGAGACCUGGGACACGGUCUUGUCCAAAGUCGCGUUUGUUAUUCGCUCUCAGCUCGAUUUCUACGAGAAGAUUGCAGGCAAAGCCUCUGAUCCCGUGCUCGAGCCCCUUGUCAUGUCGAUCCCAGACCCUUUCGACUCGUACGGACCUCCCAAGGAGGAGGGCCAGAUCUUUUCUGUUCUUUCGCCACUCCACCUCGACUCGAUGCCGACUUCCCCGACUCCCAACCUGACCCGCAUUUCGCAGUCUGGCUCCAACGGAUCCACACCGCGAACAGCGUCCCCUUCCAAACUCGGCUUCACGGCCCUCGCGGCACCGUCGCAGGCCGAGACAUCGGUCGUUGAUGCGAUGGGCGAGAGAGGAGUAUGGGGAGACGACGGUGACGAUGACAACGCUGGAGGCCGUGCCCAGCGGGAGCUCAGUAUUAUCGAUGAGCGUGACUCGUCGUACUCACCCGACAAGUCGCCAGCUGCAACCCUCAAGCUCCGUAUCGAUGACGACGUGCCCGUGCACGAGGGCGAGGAGGACGCGCCUACUGUAAACGACGAGGCUAGCCACGACGACUCGCAGCUCACCAACGAUUCAACUCCCAACGACUCGACUCUUCCACCCGGUCUCUUGGAUGACGUUUCGCGCGUUGAGAUUGCCACUGCCUGA
Molecule: messenger RNA, 1254 nt
Organism: Apiotrichum porosum
Lineage: Eukaryota; Fungi; Basidiomycota; Tremellomycetes; Trichosporonales; Trichosporonaceae
Exons: 4
Coding region: 1-1254 (417 amino acids)
Biological process (GO): vacuole fusion, non-autophagic
Cellular component (GO): fungal-type vacuole membrane
Molecular function (GO): phospholipid binding
Source: RefSeq, a predicted model, not a curated record